Danio aesculapii is the source of this 1797-nucleotide messenger RNA. It is a transcript of the gene ifit10, whose product is annotated as interferon-induced protein with tetratricopeptide repeats 10. Gene Ontology annotation, cellular component: cytosol. Bases 52 to 1530 code for a protein of 492 amino acids. The record is from RefSeq and is a predicted model, not a curated record. Gene Ontology annotation, molecular function: protein binding. Gene Ontology annotation, biological process: defense response to virus. Lineage: Eukaryota; Metazoa; Chordata; Actinopteri; Cypriniformes; Danionidae. The transcript is spliced from 2 exons.
AUCUCUAGGAGAGAGCAUUAAAGCCUGCUUCGCUUGCUUAUCAAACAGGUUAUGAAACAUACAGAACAGAGGUCCAAGAAAAGAAUGACUUCUAAUUUUUCCAGUAUGGAACCUGACAGAGCAUUAAGAACAAAACUUCACCAGCUGGAAUGUCACUUCACAUGGGCUCUGAUAAAAGAUGAUAUUGAUGUAAACGAUCUUCUCAAUAGGCUUGCUGAACAGAUUAAUUUGGACCUCGAAAAGAAGGAAAGACUUGCUCGAACAUACAGUGCAUUGGCGUAUGUCCAGUUCCUUCAGGAGUUUCACGAGGAAGCUCAUCAGAGCCUCAUGACAUCCAAGGAGUUCCACAUUGAAAGCCAUGGGGAUGAAUUUCACAAAACUCUCAUUGUCACUUAUGGAAACCUUGCCUGGUUAUACUACCACAUGAAGAACUUCACAGAGUGUGAAAGUUACCUAAAGAAGCUUCAGAGGAUUAACGAAACAUCUGCUGAGUUUUCAUCUAUUCCAGAGGUGCUUGGUGAGAAGGGAUGGACUUUCCUAAAAUUCUCACGCAAAUAUUACGACGGAGCCAAAGAUUGUUUUAGGAAGGCUGUAGAAUUGCAACCCGAGGAACCUGAGUGGCACACUGGUUAUGCCAUUGCUCUGUAUCGCACUGAAUUUGAGAGUAUGGAUUUAGAAGAUUCAGCUACAAUCAAGCAGCUGAGACUGGCCACUACGAUGAAUCCAGAUGAUGACGUUCUCAAGGUUCUCCUAAGCUUGCGACUGAUUGUUUACAAGAGGUACAAAGAGGCUGAAAGCUGGGUAGAAAAGGCUUUAGAAAAAUCACCAGAUCACCCACAUGUCAUGCGAUAUGUUGGGAAAUUCUUUAGGAAUAAAGGGUAUGUUGAUAGGUCAAUUGAUUUGUUAAAGAGAGCACUUGAACGUUCACCUAAUUCAAGUUUCAUACAUCAUCAGCUGGCUCUUUGUUACAAGUUCAAGAAAAUCCAAGUUCUGCAAGAACAAAGUCACCAUGCCAAAGCAUCAAGAGUUCAACAGCUUCGUGAUCAGUGCAUUGAUCAUUUAGAAAAGGCCACCAGCCUGACAACCUCCUUUAUUUCUGCAAUGAGCGAUCUAGCGCUACAGUAUGGAGAGAAUGGUGAUAUACCUCGAGCUGAGGAGCAGUUCAAAGUCACUUUCAAAAGUGCAGAAGAGAAAAAUUACAGUUUACAUGUGGUCAACUACUAUUUUGGUGAAUACCAGAUGUACUGCCACAGAUGUGAGCCAUUAGCCAUCCAACACUACAUGAAAUGUCUAACCAUGUGCCCAGAAUCAGUUGAAGGCAGGAUAAGUUCCACCAGAAUGAAGAAGACUGCUGAGAAAUGGAUUAACAAAAAAUCGCAGGAAGGGAAAGCUUAUGGUAUGCUAGCGUUUCUUCAUAAGGUAAAAGGAGAGAUACCUCAAGCCAUUGAAUGCUAUGAGAAAGCCCUGGGUUAUGAAGAUAAUGAUGAGUUCCUCACAAACCUUAGAAAACUCAAACUGUCUUUACUGUGAAGUCAUCACUUGUUAUUGCUCACAUAAUCUGAUGUACAGUAUUCAAUAUGCAUUUGUGCAUCACUGGCACUUUAUGGCUAUUUAUUCUUUGGCACUUUAUGACUUGGUGAUUAUUUUAUGCUUAUUCUGUGGUGAUUGAAGGACUCUUACCAACUGUCUCCAUCUAUUUACUUUUUUUUUCUUCUGUUCAACACAAAAGAUAUUUUGAAGAAUGUUAGUAGUUAUUUGACAGUCUUCACUGUCAGAAAAGAAAUAUUAUGUAUGUCA